Molecule: messenger RNA, 1290 nt
Organism: Aaosphaeria arxii CBS 175.79
Lineage: Eukaryota; Fungi; Ascomycota; Dothideomycetes; Pleosporales
Product: FAD binding domain-containing protein
Exons: 3
Coding region: 1-1290 (429 amino acids)
Biological process (GO): secondary metabolite biosynthetic process
Molecular function (GO): FAD binding; monooxygenase activity
Source: RefSeq, a predicted model, not a curated record
AUGUUUGAGAAAUUCGAUAUCAUAGUCGUAGGAGCAGGGUUGUCGGGUCUAGCUGCUGCCAUUCAGUGUGCACUGUCUGGCCACAACAUCACGAUCCUAGAAAGUGCCAAAGAACUUGCCGAAAUCGGUGCCGGCCUCCAAUUAACUCCCAACUCCACCCGCAUCCUCCAAAAAUGGAACGUGUAUCCCAAGAUUCGCGGACCCUGUGAACCCACAACUUGCACGGUAUAUUCCUACAAAGGCGAGACCCUCGCUCACGAAGACUCUUUCAACACAAACACCCGUCAGAAGUACGGUGCCCCAUUUGCCGACGUGCACCGCGUGGACCUCCAACAGGCGCUUGUAGCUCGAGCCCGCGAACUAGGCGUCACCGUAGUCCUCGACGCACGCGUGACUUCAAUCGACUUCGGCACCAAAGAAGGCGACAAAGCAAAAGUCGUCACGGAAUCCAAGACCUUCGAGGGUGAUCUCGUCGUCGGCGCAGACGGCCUGUGGUCAACAUGUCGUUCAGCACUCCUGGGCACCGAGGACAAGCCCCUUCCGACGGGCGACCUGGCCUUCCGCAUUGUUCUUCGAAUCCAUCAGCUCUGGGAUGAAGAUCUGCGUAAGAUGGUCCAAAAUCCCGGUGUUAGGUUCUGGAUCGGACCGGACGCGCACGUCGUUGCGUACAGCGUCCGCGGCGGCUCGAUGUACAACGUCGUGCUGCUCGUCCCCGACGACCUCCCCGAAAGCGUAGCACGCACCGAAGGCAGCCUCGAAGAAAUGAAGAAGCUAUUCGAAGGCUGGGACCCAGUCCUAACCCGCCUCCUCUCGCACGUCAAACACGUCGACAAAUGGAAACUCAUGCACCGCUCCGCGCUCCCCACUUGGCUUCACCCGCACUCCAACCUCGUCCUCAUCGGCGACUCCUGCCACCCCAUGCUACCCUACCUCGCCCAAGGCGCCAACUCCUCCAUCGAAGACGGCGCCGCGCUAGGCCUCCUCCUCGCCCCCUCCAUCUGCCCCACGAAGCCCCAGCUCCCGUCCACGCUCGCGCUCUUCCAGCGCUUGCGGAAAGCGCGUGGCGAGGCCAUCGCGAACGAGACGUUUAAGCAGCGUAGGGACUUCCAUCUGCCGGAUGGAGAGGAGCAGAGGAGGAGGGACGAGGUGUUUAAGAGGUGGAUGGGGGAGGGCGAGGUAAAGGGCGAGUUUCCGAGUAGAUGGACUUGUCCGGUUGUGCAGCCUUGGCUUUGGGGGUAUGAUGUUGAGGCUGAAGUGGAGGGGGCGGUCGCGGAGAUGGCGGUUAUGUGA